Adelges cooleyi (spruce gall adelgid) is the source of this 2065-nucleotide messenger RNA. RefSeq lists its product as uncharacterized. Lineage: Eukaryota; Metazoa; Arthropoda; Insecta; Hemiptera; Adelgidae. Gene Ontology annotation, molecular function: protein binding. Bases 313 to 1362 code for a protein of 349 amino acids. The record is from RefSeq and is a predicted model, not a curated record. The transcript is spliced from 2 exons.
AUGUAGUGAGUAGUGACUAGUGUGUACUGAUUACUGCGAGGAGAGUUGUUUAUAUUAUUAAAUUUGUAGUAUCUAUAAUGAUAAUAGCAGUAGUCGGCUCUCUGCAGUCUGUAGUGGAUACUGAGUAGUUUGUCUUUAUUUUUGUUCAAUCGUUUCAGGAUACGUUGUUAUUGUUCACCAUUUGGCAAAAGCCGAAAUGUAAUGGGUGAAAUUUAUAACCGUGGCUAUUAAUUGGAUUAUCCCUAAUAAAAUUAUAUAUUAAUUUGUAUAAAGUUGAAUUAUUUCAUUAUUCAUACUGAGUUUAAUCAUAAAAUGGACGGUGAUAUAAAAAGUGAUGAUAUAAAUUACUUACCGACAGAGGUCAUAUCUCAUAUAUUACAAUUUUUAAAUCUGGCAGAUAAAAAAAAUGCAUCAUUGGUAUGCUGGAAAUGGUACGAAGCUUCAAUUCACCCUAUGUUCUUGAAUAAAGAAGAUAUAUACUUAAAAGAUUUAAAAAAUCAUAAAAUUUUAGAUGUUUUAAGUAUUUUUACUAAGAGUAAACGGUCAAUUUUUAGAUUUAAAAUAUGUGGAUUAGGUAUUUCAUAUAGUGAUGAUGCCAUGAAUUAUGCACAUUUUAUCAGUAAUGAACAUUGGGUAAAUACGGUUUGGCCACUAUUAGCCAAUAAAGUUGUAUCAUUAGAAUUUUUCGAUACUGUAGAAUUUGUUGAUAAUAUUUUGCCUGCCAUGUUAAAUGUAACACAACAGUUAAGAACGUUAAAAAUACAUAAUCUUCAAUAUUGUCAUACAGAGGAAUUUUAUAAAAUGAAAAGAAUAGAUUCUCUUAGAGAACUGAAGCUGGAUUGUUUUCUAACAGAUAACAUUAAUAAUGGUAAACUAUUAGGGGUUAUACCUAAACAAUUACAAGUCCUUUCACUCAAGUCCAUGUGGGGCAGCCAAAGCAUUAUCGGUGAUUUAAUAACCAUAUUUGAGUUUUGUGCACCUCAUCUGAAAACUCUUGAUCUUAUGAAUAUCGAUGCAUCUCCUGAAUUAAUGCAUUCAAUUUCGACUAUGGAUAUGAAGUUGUCAGCAUUUAGAUUAACUCUUGCCGAUCCCAUCCAUUACGAUCAUGAACCGUCUAUUUUCGACCCAAUAUUUGAAACUGAUUGGCCGUUAAUUAGCCUAACAUUAAGAGCCGAUUGCCUGUUGGAUGAACAUUUCAUUAAAAUAUCAGAAAAAUUUAAGAAUGUAAGGAAUCUAUCUCUUUCAAGUGAAUCUUCUAUAGUGGACUUCACUGACGACGGAAUAGCACAAUCGUUUAGAGCUCUGACCAAGUUAAAAAAUGUUUAUCUGGGUGCCAAUAGUGGUUACAAAGAAUUUUAUUAAUUUGUAAAUGUUUAUAAUCCAUGAAAAAAACAUCAUAUGAUGGCAAUGUAGGUUAGAUUAAGCAGCCUAGGGCCUUCAAAGCUACUUUAAUAUGGUAAUGAUGUAAGUGUUUUAAUUUUAAACGGGUAAAUUUAAGUGUAACAAACAACAUAAUAGUCAUAACAGUUCAUGUCCCUCAUUAAAUACUUAUAAUAUGUAAAUAAGGUCCACCAUUAAGAAUUAUUCAAUUUUUUUUUAACAUCGUUUUAAUACUAUAUUUAUAAAUAUGAAAAACCUAAAUUAGGAAAUUACCUAGUGGGUAAGAUAAACGAAUACUUUUUAUAUAAAUACUGUUUUUACAUGCAGCCAUUAAUUUACGUCAAGUACUGUAGCCUUCAAGUUUAUAUGCAGUUGUAAUCCUAGUCGGUGAUAUAAUUUAACUAAGUUGACGCGAAAUGAUAAUUAACAACUGCAUGACAGACCUGAGUAUUACAUGAAUAAUUGUUUAUUAAAAACAAAAUUGUGUGUAUAAAACUCAUCUGUCAAAUAAUAUUGAAUUUUUAAUUAAGUGGAAUUGUAGAAAAUAAGUUAUUUGCAAAAUUCAAAUAAUUUAUAGCAAUAAAAACAUUUGAUGUUUCAAAAAAAAAAAAAUUUGACUUUAAUUCACAAUUAUUGAUGUACUAAAAAAAAGUUAUUUUAAUUAAAAUUGUUCAGGUCUUUUGUA